AUGGCCUUUAACCAGCCUGUCAAGCUGUACUCAAUGAAGCUCCAGUCCUCUGACUUCGGUGAGUCCUUACUCUUCCUGGGUGCACCUAAAUGUUGCUCAGGUCCUAGUAAAACACCUGUACUAGGCUAGUUUUAUUCAAGAAAAGGAAAGCCUUUGAAAUGUCUUCCUUUGCCCAUGGAGUAGAUGUUGGAAUGAUCACAGUCUAUCAUGUGUGUUGAGUUCCCAUGCUUGCUUGUGUUGCCUUGUUGUCUCAUACAUACACAUACACAUACACAUACUGGACUUCCUUUACACCCUCCUACAGCCCAGGCACCUAAGUGUGUGAAGAUCUUCAUCAACCUGCCUCGCUCCAUGGACUUUGACGAUGCUGAACGGAGCGAGGCCACCCAGACCCUGGACCUGGCAGAGGAGGACUUCAAGGACGACGGGCUGAUUCCACUGAGAUACGUCAAAUUCCAGAACGUUCAGAGCGUCACUGUAAGUCGCGAAACAAUUUUUUUAAGGUGCUACUUUGUGAUAUACUUUGUGAAAUGAUCGGCAAACCUACUGAGUUCAAUGCACUUGCUCGUUCGUAAGAGCAUCUGCGAAAUGACUACUUCAAUUAUCAUUUAAUGUUAUGUUUUAUGUUGUCUCCUGUGUAACCAUGUGUAUGCCGCUUACUUGGCCAGGGCUCACUUGAAAAAGAGAUGUAUGUUAUCUUCUUAAAUAAAGGAUGAAUAAAAAAUUUUAAUAUAGUUGUAAACCUUUCAGAAAAUUCCUUUCACUUGUCCCGGUUCUUAACUCUUGUGUGGAUGGAGUAGAAGGAAGCCACUUUAGACUAUUGAGUUGUAGCUCUGGUGUAAUUAGUGGUGUAAAUAUAGGACAAUACUGCCAUCUAGUGGCAGAAAGUGGUAAUACUUUCCUCUCCUGGUCAACUGCAACAUUACACUCUAGCUGUGAUUUAUAGGGUGUUGCUAUACUGCUUGAUUUGCAUUAUAGGUUCCAACCGAAACCUGCGUGAAGUGAAAUCCUUUUAGUUUCUACUGGUUAUUAUAUUAUGAUUAUAUUAUUAUAAUGAUGAACCUGUGGUUCUUCCAUGUGUCCUAACAGAUGUUUGUGAAGAACAACCAAGGGGAUGAGGAGACAACUAAAAUCAAGUACCUUACUUUUAUCGGGACCCCUGUACAGGCAACAAACAUGAACGACUUCAAACGGGUAAGAACAGGCCUCAGGUCAGGUAAACAGAAAUGA
Messenger RNA from Coregonus sp. 'balchen', 1230 nucleotides. The record is from the annotation of a GenBank genome assembly. Lineage: Eukaryota; Metazoa; Chordata; Actinopteri; Salmoniformes; Salmonidae.